GCUCAGCUUUGCCAGGAGCCUCAGCAGGCAGGCACAGCCAAAGCAGGAUGAAGCUUUCCACGGGCAUCAUUUUCUGCUUCCUGAUCCUGGGCGUCAGCAGCCAGAGAUGGGGUACAUUCCUCAAGGAAGCUGGUCAAGGGGCUAAAGACAUGUGGCGAGCCUACUCUGACAUGAGAGAAGCCAAUUACAAAAAUUCCGACAAGUACUUCCACGCCCGGGGCAACUAUGACGCUGCCAAAAGGGGACCUGGGGGCGCCUGGGCUGCUAAAGUGAUCAGCGAUGCCAGAGAGAGUAUUCCGAGACUUACAGACCUUUUCAAGCAUGGAGACAGUGGUCACGGACUGGAGGACUCGAAGGCCGACCAGUUUGCCAAUGAAUGGGGCCGGAGCGGCAAAGACCCCAAUCGCUUCAGACCUCCUGGCCUGCCCGACAAGUACUGAGCUGCCUCUCACUCUGCUCAGGAGACAGGGCUCAAGCGAGUGGAGACAGUGUUGAGCUA
Molecule: messenger RNA, 499 nt
Organism: Globicephala melas (long-finned pilot whale)
Lineage: Eukaryota; Metazoa; Chordata; Mammalia; Artiodactyla; Delphinidae
Product: serum amyloid A-2 protein-like
Cellular component (GO): extracellular region
Source: RefSeq, a predicted model, not a curated record